AUGGCAAUAAAUUUCUUACCUCAAAUUUUGUUUAUCGUUAUAAUGAGUACCAAGGGUAUUGAGAUAGAGGUUUCUGAUGGUGGUUCAAUUAAUUAUGAAUCAGCUAAAGAUAUUGAAAUCCAUCACCCCCUUUCUCUUUGGCGCAGAUUAGCAUUCAGUAUCGGUGGUGUUCCGAUGCAACUAAUGCAAAAUAUUUCCGGGUUCUUUCUAACACUUUUUCUUUUGGAAGUGGUUGAUCUUCCUCCAAGAUAUCUCUCUGCCGUUAUUCUUACAUCUCGUGUUGUCGAUGCUAUUACUGAUCCCAUUAUGGGAUAUCUUGUAUUGAAAACUCGCUCAAGAUUUGGACAGAAAAGACCCUGGAUGAUAUUUUCAACUCCAGUCUGGGCUCUCUCAUUUUUCUUCCUCUACUAUUCAAUUAAUGCAUCUGCCGUGGCGAAAUUGGCCAUGUAUCUCACUUUAAAUUGCCUUAUUCAGAUAGGAUUGACCGCUUAUCAAGUGCCAUAUAGUUCUUUGACGAUGGUUCUUACAAAUGAUCCAAAAGAAAGAGACGUCUUGACAGCAUUCCGUAAGUUUCUAAUCUCAUUUAACUUGUUUUUUGUUGGUCUUCUACUGUAA
Rodentolepis nana is the source of this 615-nucleotide messenger RNA. The record is from the annotation of a GenBank genome assembly. Lineage: Eukaryota; Metazoa; Platyhelminthes; Cestoda; Cyclophyllidea; Hymenolepididae.